Anolis carolinensis (green anole) is the source of this 2899-nucleotide messenger RNA. Its product is annotated as interleukin-27 subunit beta-like. Gene Ontology annotation, cellular component: membrane. The transcript is spliced from 6 exons. The coding region runs from base 1220 to 2155 and encodes 311 amino acids. The record is from RefSeq and is a predicted model, not a curated record. Lineage: Eukaryota; Metazoa; Chordata; Lepidosauria; Squamata; Anolidae. Gene Ontology annotation, molecular function: cytokine receptor activity; protein binding.
CGUUGAGGCUUAAAUCUGUUGGUGAGCAGAAGCCAGUGUUAGGAGUUAGAAGGCAUUGAGGCAUGAGUCCGUCAGAGUGCAGAAGCCAGUGUUAGGAGUCAGAAGAUGUUGAAGCAUGAGUCUGUUAGAGGGCAGAGGACAGUUAGAAGGAGUUAGGAGUUAGAAAAAAAGAGUUGAGGCGCAAGUUUCUUUGGAAGUAGAUUGUUAUUAAAGAGGGUUGUACAAAGCAAUAUAGUUUUUGAAAAGACAACUCCCAGGACUCUACUCAUCUCAAGCUGUGUAGAUCCAGCCUCUCUACUCAUACAUUACAUGCCUGCAGCGUUUGUUAUCAUGGCAGAUGCCAUGGUGGGUGGGGUGGGGGCAAAGUCCCUGGGCGCAUUUGGAUCCGUGCCUUACGGUUGUGUCAUUCGAGGGAAAUGGCUUUGUUUGUGUGUUGUGACAGCAAAGGAAUUUCCAAGUCGAAAGGUUGCAGCUGACCUUCGGGAAUUGUCCCUCAGGAUGGGAAAGGAAGGGACUUUUCGAGCCCGGCUUUGAGGAUGUGAGAAAACACGACACAAUCAGCCUUUCUCAGGGCCUUUCUUCCUUGCCCGGGAUGGGGAACGCAUUCCUUCAAGUGAGUUUUUAAUUGUAUUGUUGUAUGUUUAUCAAUGGCUUUCCUAGAUUUCAGAGCGGGGCCCGCUCCCUCAAUGCAUUGCGACAAGGCAGAAAAAAUGAACUAGGUAGAUAUAGGAUGGGUGACACUUGGCUUGACAAUAGAGCCGAGAGCGUGAUGCAGCAGCGAAAAGGGCCAAUGCGAUCCUAGGCGUCUAGGCAUCAAUAGGAGUCGGUGGAAGUCAUAGUCCUCUUCUGCUUUGGUCACCGGGAAUAAUAUGGUGUCCAGUUCCGAUUCAAAAAAGGAUAUGGACUAGCUGGAACGUGGACAUAAACAAACAAAGGAUCAAAGGUCUGGAAACUAUGACUCCCUAUGGGGUUGUGUAGAUGGCCAUUUGUCAGGAGGGAUUGGAUGGUGUCUUCCUGCCUGGAUGGCCUUUGGAGGUCCCUUCGAACUCUGAGAUUCUGUGAUUCUAUAGACCUACUUCUCAAUGCAUUUCUCUACGAUGCUGGAUGGCCAUCUGUUGGGAGUGUUUUGAUGGUGCCUUCCCGCAAUGGGGUUGGACUGGAUGCCCUUUGGGGCUCCCUUCUACAGCUCCCUGAUUCUAUGUGAUUCUUUCUCUCAAAGAUGCUGUGCACGUUGGUGCUUGCAGUCCUCCUGUCAACCAGUUCGGGCGAAGAUGCUACUUUGCUCAAAGAAGAGAGAGGGACCAUGGAUGGCUCGGUAUCCCAGCAUUACGCCAACCUCGGGGCCCCCCAAGUGAUCCUGUUCUGCCCCAUCUCGGGAAACACAUCCGCAGCGCAAUGGUUCCUCAACGGCAAAGCGGUGCCUGAAGCGGCGAGGAAAGAUGGAAGCUUGAUCCUGCGGAACGUGACUCUGGCACAAAGCGGGGAGUACAGUUGCCGGGACUCAGAGGCCGGACUGCCCCUGAGAAGGAUCCACCUGAAGCUGGGUUACCCACCUGAGAAGCCCGAUGUCCGAUGCUGGUCGGCCAGUUACCCGGCGGCCAGUUGCAAUUGGGCUCUGCCAACUGAGACUCACCUGCCCACCGUUUUCUUCUCCACUUACAGGCAUGGCCUGGAAGGUCAAGAAUACGAAUGCAUCCUGUCCGUCGCCGAGGCCAACCUCUGCUCCAUCCCCAACAUCCAGAUGUUCACCAUCGAUCCCUAUGUGCUCAAUGUGACGGCCGCAAACCCUUUGGGGUCGGCGACGCGCCUCUUUCCCAUCUUCCUGGAGCAGAUCCUCAAACCCGACCCUCCGGAAGCAGUGACGGUCUCCCCAAUCCGAGGCGAGAAGAAGAAACUCCUUUUGGAAUGGAAGCCACCUCUUUCAUGGAGAUUCCCUGAAUAUUUCCCGUUGAAAUACACAAUCCGUUAUUGGCGGGAGGGAUCUCACGGCCGAAAGUCGAUCAGGCCGACAGAGCAAACCUCCUUCGUCUUGACCGGGAUCCGUUCCGGAGCAACGUACUACGUCCAAGUGGCAGCCAAGGAUUUUCUCGACAAUGGCGAAUACAGCGCUUGGAGUUCCCCAGCCUCUGGAACAGCUUGGAGUGACGGAUCAUAACUGGAAGGCCAUCUGUCUGGAGGGCUUGGAUGGUGUCUUCCUGCCUGGAAUAAUAGCAUUGGAUGACUUUUGGGAGUCUCUUCUAACUAUCUAUAUAUAUAAAAGAGUGAUGGCAUCACGGCGACCCACAAAACAACAAAACUACAGGCCCCCCAACCUCGAAAUUUGACAACACAACCCAUCAUCCACGCCUCUAGGUUGAUACAACAAAAAGAAAAGAAAAAUAAAGUCCUAAUUAGAGAGGAAUAGUUGCUUUUAUCCAAUUGCUGCCAGUUAGAAGGCUAAGCUCCUCCAACUUGGUCUCCUAGCAACCCAAUAAAAAUAAUAAAAAACACUUAAAAUUAAUACAAUAAAAUACUAUAAUAACAGAAAAUAACUAAAAAUAAUACAAGAAAAUAAUAAAAUAUAAUAAAUAAAAAGAUAACUUACAAUAAAAUUAAUUUAAAAAAUACAAAUAACAUCAAAUUAAAAUUACACAACAAUUUUUAACCAAUACCACCACCACUUUGCCACAGCAACGCAUGGCCGGGCACAGCUAGUGAUUCUAUAAUUUUAUAGCCUUAUAUCUCUAUGAACCUUCAAUGAGGCUGGAUGGCCAUCUGCCGGGAGGGAUCGAAUGGUCUACUGGCAGAAAAGUGGCCUUUUAAUGGUCUUUGAAUGGUCUUAUGUUAUGUAUUUUAACUAUAUUGUACCUUGAGGAGAGAAGAGGUGGCUAACAAAUAAAAUAUAUUGUUGUUGUUGUUA